Ostertagia ostertagi is the source of this 591-nucleotide messenger RNA. Lineage: Eukaryota; Metazoa; Nematoda; Chromadorea; Rhabditida; Trichostrongylidae. The record is from the annotation of a GenBank genome assembly.
AUGGAUUUUAUGCAGCUGUUGGACACUGCCAAUAAGAAUGCGAAGAGCUUGUCCAAAAAGUUGGACGUUUUGAAAAGUGAGGUCGACAAUGAGAAGCGCGCAGAAUUGAGGCGCAUUGAGGCGGAGAAAAAAGUGAAAAUGGAGUCUCUUAAGCGAAAAAAGGAGACUGUAGUACCGACUGAAGAAGAAAGAAAGUUCACAAUACCGAAACGAAGGAAGGAAUCUGAAGAGGACAAAGCAAAAGUGUUAGCCUAUCUUGCUAAGAAGUCUGAGGAGGAGCGACAAGCUUUGAAGAAAAGACAGGCGGAAAAAGAGAGGUUGAUCCAAUUGCGUCUUCAAGCGCAUGGAGGCAAGGCUCUAAAAAAUAGCGAAAAACUUCGGCUGAGCGCUUUGGACAGCAAGUCAGGUAUGGUCACGACCAUGAACACGUGGACGUCUACAGAAGGCAGAAGUGGAAGGAAGAGGAAGAACAGGACAGGUAGCGACGCAAAUAGGGGAGGAUGUGGUUCAGGCGAAUUGCACAUAAAAAAGAAUAGAGGAAAAGGGGAGCCUUCAAUUUCAUCAUACGAAGUUGUGUCGUUACGAUCUUCU